This is a messenger RNA of Photinus pyralis (common eastern firefly), 2152 nucleotides long. RefSeq names its product cytochrome P450 18a1 (gene Cyp18a1). The transcript has 5 exons. Gene Ontology annotation, biological process: xenobiotic metabolic process. NCBI's taxonomy places the organism in Eukaryota, Metazoa, Arthropoda, Insecta, Coleoptera, Lampyridae. Bases 90 to 1676 code for a protein of 528 amino acids. Gene Ontology annotation, cellular component: cytoplasm; intracellular membrane-bounded organelle. The record is from RefSeq and is a predicted model, not a curated record. Gene Ontology annotation, molecular function: oxidoreductase activity, acting on paired donors, with incorporation or reduction of molecular oxygen, reduced flavin or flavoprotein as one donor, and incorporation of one atom of oxygen; heme binding; iron ion binding.
ACGGCAUUGGUAUUAAUGUACUGAUUGUAAGCAAGCGAGGGCGAGGGAAAUAAAUAAUCGAAAAACUCUGUAUAUGAAAAUCCGAAAAAAUGUUUGUUUAUAGUUUCUGUUUUUUGUGGGGUGCGUUUUCGUCUCAAAUAUCGGUUAGUGUGUUAAGUGUCUUCUUGGUGGUGUUAUUAGUUGUUCGACUGCUCCAAAUAAUCCAAUACACCAGAUCGUUACCACCGGGACCAUGGGGACUUCCAAUUGUUGGAUCGCUACCCUUUCUUAAGGGCGAUCUACAUUUGCAUUUUCGCGAUUUGGCUCAGAAGUACGGGUCGCUGCUGUCGACUCGUUUGGGAUCACAGUUAAUAGUCGUGCUUAGUGAUUAUAAAAUGAUUAGGGACGCGUUUCGCAAGGAAGAAUUUACGGGAAGACCGUCCACUGAAUUUACAAGCAUCUUGGAAGGCUUCGGCAUUAUAAAUACCGCGGGAAAAUUGUGGAAAGAUCAACGUCGGUUUUUGCACGAUCGCCUACGUCGCUUUGGAAUGACUUACAUUGGUGGCAGAAAGACGCAAAUGGAAAACCGCAUCAUGACCGAAGUCGAAGAAUUCCUCUGCAUUUUACGCGCGAAGAAAAAUACACCAAUAGAUUUCAAUCCAAUCCUCGCCGUCUCCAUUUCCAAUGUGAUCUGCGAUAUUAUAAUGUCCGUGAGGUUUUCCCACAACGACACCCGUUUUCGCCGAUUCAUGGAUCUUAUCGACGAGGGCUUCAGGUUGUUUGGUUCACUCGAGGCUGCCGUUUUCAUUCCAAUCUUGCGAUAUUUACCCGGACUUCGAAGGACGCGCAAGCAAAUUAGUAAGAAUCGCACGGAAAUGGGACAAUUCCUACAAGAAACCAUCAACGAGCAUCGCAAGUCGUUCGACCCAAGCAAUUUACGCGACUUGCUCGACACCUACCUUUUCGAAAUUCAAAAGGCAAACGAAGAGGGCAAGGGGCACCACCUCUUCGAAGGGCGCGACCACGAUCGCCAAAUGCAGCAAAUAAUGGGCGACCUAUUCUCCGCCGGCAUGGAAACCAUUAAAAACACCUUGCUCUGGUCAAUUUUAUUCAUGUUGCACUACCCCGAGGCGAUGAAGGCUAUACAAGAAGAGCUCGAUCAAGUCGUCGGACGCAAACGGCUCCCAAAAUUAGAAGAUUUGAGCUACCUCCCGAUAACCGAAUCGACGAUAUGCGAAGUCAUGAGAGUGUCCAGUAUUAUUCCAAUGGGCACAACGCACGCUCCCACACACGAUAUCCAUCUGAACGGAUUCAACGUACCACACAACGCGCAAGUGGUACCGCUCCUACACGCAGUCCACAUGGACCCAAACCUGUGGGACGAGCCGGAUAAAUUCAACCCGUCCAGGUUUAUCGACGGCGAAGGGAAAGUAAACAAACCAGAAUAUUUCAUUCCAUUUGGAGUGGGACGACGAAUGUGCUUGGGCGAAAUCCUAGCGCGUAUGGAAGUAUUCCUCUUCUUCUCCACACUUCUUCACACAUUCGAGCUCAGCGUGCCCGACGGCGAAAAACUACCGAGCCUCAAGGGAAACGCUGGCAUCACGAUUUUCCCCGACACCUUCAAGGUGUUCGCCAAGCCCAGGCCGUUAGAAGGAGAGCACACUUUUUCCACGAUACGAUCAGCUGGAAGUCAUUAGUAUUGUGCUAAUCGCAGGAGCACGGUCAUUGAAAUAGUUUCCUACCCCUUUCGUUCUGUCAGAGGCGAAUUGUACUUAUUAGCUAUAGGUUCAUUAUUAUUAUUAUUUAUAUAAUUUUUGAAGCAAUCACGAGAUCUCUAAGGAGUUCGGCUGUGCAUCAAUAGUGUUCAUUCCAUUAUUAUAGUGUAGUUGUAAGCUAGUCAUCAGAUCAUGUAAAACCAAACUCAUUAUUUUUAUAUUGAAAAGUGUACGCACUUUUGUAAAAAUCCGACAGUAGCUUCGUAUAUUACGAAGCAAGAGUUGGCAAGACAUUUGUACAAAUCACAUUCGUUACCUUUUAAGUGACCACAUGAUAUAUUUUUGCUAAAGAAUUCAGGGCGACCAGUCGUUGGACGAUUUUUAGUAUACCAGUAUGUGUUUUAUACACAAAACUUAGUAUUAGCUUCUUAAAGAGUAAUAAAAGUUUUAUUUAAUUA